This is a messenger RNA of Adineta ricciae, 222 nucleotides long. The record is from the annotation of a GenBank genome assembly. Lineage: Eukaryota; Metazoa; Rotifera; Eurotatoria; Adinetida; Adinetidae.
AUGGGUUCAAUUCAGGCGAAAAACCAACCAAUCGCACCUCCUCCAGCGGUACAAACACCUGUAGUUGAAGGUGAAACAAAGCCGAAAUGCAAAGCAUGUUGCGCAUGUCCAGAAACGAAACGUAUACGUGACGAAUGUGUCAUUCUCAAUGGCGAAGAGAACUGUUCAAAAGAAAUUGAAGCACAUCGUGCAUGCAUGCGUGCUGCUGGUUUUAAUAUUUAA